UUUUAAUUAUUGUCAUGUCAUUUUUUUCUUUUGACAAUUUAUGACAAAUAUUUCAUAUAUGAAAUAUAUGGACAUCUAAUUACUUAAGAAUGGUAUGAGUAGAGAGACCUUAUUACGAUCAUUGGGUGAUAGUCAUUGUCAUCUAGAUGUCAAUUGUUCUAAUGAUGAUAUCGAUCAAUUGGCACAGUUAUUCAAUUCUCCUCAUUUUGUGGUUAAUAAUAGGAUCAACUAUUUUCAUAUCAUGACCACUUAUCAUUUGGAUCUACAAUUAUUAGAUCGAUUAUUAAAUCAAUUGAAUGAUAAUAUAGUGGUUCCUUAUUUUGGAGUUCAUCCCUGGUAUUCUCAUUUAUUUACCACUGUUAAAUAUGAUGUAAAUGAUAAUGAUAAUAUCAAACAACUUCAUUAUAAUUCUGUUCUAAAUCCACCUCCAUCUCCUGAAUUAUUACAAAUAUUACCUGAUCCUAUAAAUCUUGAUGAUCAUAUCAAUAACAUAGAGACAUUAAUUACCACCUAUCAAUCGAAAUUCACUUAUGGUAUAGGUGAAAUUGGAUUAGAUAAAUUAUUUAGAGUUCCCAUGAAUGGAUAUUUUGGUAAUCAAAUGUAUCCCAAUAAUGGAGAUAUUAAAUUAUCUCCAUGUAAAGUAACUAUAGAUCAUCAACUUAAAGUAUUUGAACUUCAAUUAUCAUUAGCAAAUCGAUUACAUAAACAAAUCUCGGUUCAUUGUGUUAAAGCUCAUGGAUUAUUAUUUGAUACUAUACCGAAAUAUACUAAUAUUUCGAAUAUUAUCUUACAUUCAUUUAGUGGAUCAAUUGAUCAAGGUAUUAGAUGGAUAAAUCAAUAUAAAUCAAAUAAUCAACAACGAUUAUAUUUUUCAUUUUCAAAUUGGAUUAAUGGGGCUGAUAAUAAACGAGAUUUACUUCAAAAUUUAAUCCCAAAAUUAAAUCAAAAUCAAAUUUUAAUUGAAACUGAUAUUUCAAUUGAUAGAUUCUUAUUACAAAAGUCUACAAUGGCUACACAAGAUGAAUAUUUUCAACAUCUUAUUGAUAUUUACACAAAAAUUUGUCAUAUUAGAGAUUGGAAACCUUAUGAAAUGAACGAUUCAAUCCUUCAAAAUUUAACACAUUCAAUUAUAUAGAAAUUAGAUAAUAAACGUUAAAUUAUUUAUAAUCUUGAUUUAAUAAUGUCAACAAAUUCUGGUUUUAAAGAGGCACCACCAACUAAGA
Scheffersomyces coipomensis is the source of this 1223-nucleotide messenger RNA. Its product is annotated as putative endodeoxyribonuclease. The transcript has a single exon. The record is from RefSeq and is a predicted model, not a curated record. The coding region runs from base 95 to 1135 and encodes 346 amino acids. Lineage: Eukaryota; Fungi; Ascomycota; Pichiomycetes; Serinales; Debaryomycetaceae. Gene Ontology annotation, molecular function: hydrolase activity, acting on ester bonds.